CUAUAGUAUCUAUAGCCGUGCUUUAUAGAUAUUUUCCAUAGAUAUAAAAAACAAUUCAUGAUAUUUUCAAAUAAAAUAUUAUUUUAUCAAAAUAUUUUUCGGAUUAUUUAUUUUUCGACAUUUCGACACUAUGGAGUAACUGUACCCGUCCUUCUUGAAACACUGAUAAGGUAUAGACGGCCAUAGAUAAUGUGUAAUAAUAUAUAUUAAAUAUGUGGAUAACUAUCCCACGGCCUAUCUUCACGAUGAAGAGAAGGUCUUGACGGCGAUCUUUCCUCUAACUUCUCUUAAGGUAUUAUCUUCAUUAUUUUAAUUUGAUAAACGGCGAUAUUGUAGUUUGAUGCCUACCUGCGAACGGCAAAUUGCAAUUUUCAAUUGCGAUAUUUUAUGUGUAAAUUAAAAUUUUAAAUUUGACGCAAGACGUUCAAAUGUUAUAUUCACUUUUUUUAAUUGUUAAAUUUAUGAUGAUUAAAGUGUUAACAAAAAUACCAUUAAUAAAAUCAUUAGUGAAAUUACGUGCUCGACAAAUUACUAUUGUCGAGACAGUUGAACAAUGUGAACAAAUAGCGGUAAAACUUGAAAAGUAAAUAGUACAAUUUUUAAAUUAACUUGAUUAUUUAUUUAAAGAACACAUUUUCAGAUCGUCUACUUACUUACCAAUUAUUGGAUUAGAUUGUGAGUGGGUAUCACAAAAUGAAAUUCGUCAUCCUGUAGCGUUGUUACAAAUUUCUGAUGCCAAUGGAAUAUGUUCCUUGAUUAGAUUGUCUAAAUUUAAAACUAUUCCUUCAUCAUUAUCUGUAAGAAUAUUAUUAUUAAAUUAUAUUUAUAUUUCUAAUAUGAAUUGUAAUAUUAUUUAUAAUUAUUGUAGAAAAUUCUAAGCAAUCCUAAUGUAAUUAAAGUUGGUGUUGCUAUAUCAGAUGAUGCUCACCUGCUUAUGAAUGAUUAUAAUUUAGAAAUAUCAGGAUACAUUGAUUUGAGAUUUUUAGCAAGAGAAUUUCAUUUACAAGAAAGAAGCUUAGCGGCUCUAGCAUAUAAACUACUAGGUUGUGAAUUAGAUAAAGAUUGGCGUGUUCGAGCUAGUGACUGGGAAGCAGACUUAUUGAGUAAUCGACAAAUUGAAUAUGCUGCAUUAGAUGCUUAUAUAGGGUUCAAAAUUUUAGAGAAACUUAGAAACAAAACAGUAAUUUAUAUUAAAUAAUGUUAACCAAUAAACCAAUAAAUUGUAUACAUUUACAUUUCAAUAGAUAUCGUGGCGGGACUGGCUGUUUUCAACAAACAAACAAAAAUGGGAUAAGUUCAUAUUUAAGUAUUCAGAAUUUAAAAAUGUACCUUUUAAGAAUGUUCGAACCAAUGCCAAUAUUAAUUCUAAAUCCAAACCAAAUGUUCGUUCAUAUUCAACAUCUACAAUAAAAGCCGCUAAAGUCUAUGACAAUUGUUUGAUGGAAAAUAUUGAUGGAACUGUAAUGUCAACUUGUAGUCAUAAAAAAGUCGAUUGGUAUAACUUUUAUGGUAAAUUAUUAUGUACAUACAAAAUUAAUAUUUGUAUUCAUUACUUAUUAUUUACAGGUACAUUACUCAAGGUUUAGCUGAAUUGGUAAAUGAUAAUCCAAGAACUAUAAGACUUAAUUUCCCUGCAGACUUUAAAAAUCGAAAUGAUAAUUUUUCUGUUCUUCCCAGAGCAGAUAUUUGUACAGUUUGUGGUCGUACAGAAUAUUUUCGUAAGAAAAGCAUAAUUCCUAAAGAAUUUGUUCGAUACAUGCCAAGUAUGUUUUAAACUUAUGUUUUUGUAAAAGACUAUAUUAAUAGGUAUAUUUUAAUUGUAGCCUCAGCCAAGAGUCACAUAACUCAUGACACAUUGUUAUUAUGUUAUUGGUGUCAUAUAAAAUCAAAUACAUUUGAUUUUGCAAUACGUAAACAAUUAUUUGAUAAAUGUCAAAUCAAAGAAUUGAACCCAAACAAAUAUCAAAAAGUAAUACAGAUAUUAAUUAAAUAAAAAAUGAGCUUUACAUGAACCUAUAACAAAAUUCCGCCCCCCUCCAAAAAAAAAAAAAACAAUUAUAGUGAAUAUAACUACAAAGUAAACUUAUUUUUCAUGGCAACUUUUUCUUCACACUUCCCAAGGUUUAGAACUGGCCAAUAGUUUCUGAAAGUUCAAAGAUAAGGUGUUAAUAAUAAGAAAAUGGGGACCCCUGUAUGUGUGCAAAAUGGGUUACUAAUAGCCUAGAACCAUUAUUAACAAUAAUAACUAACUUGGCAGUAAACCCGAUUGGUAACCUAAGAAUGCACACACUCAACAAAAACAAUGAAACAAUUUUUUUUUUACGUAUGCCUAUAAAUAUAUUUUUUUUAUACUAGUGGUUGGAAAAGUUUUUGAAGUUCAGUAAUCCGAAUUUUGGAUUUAUAAUAUUGUAUAGUAGUUUACAAAUUUGAAAACAACAACUUUUUAAAUACUCAUUUAAUGAAUUUAAAACAUGUAUCUUUUAAAUUCAUUAUUAGUCCUGCCAGUCAUAAGCAUCUUAAAGAGUGAAGGAAAAAUUGUCCUCUAAAAUAUGUUUGUUUUGUAAUUUAUUUUAUCCUCUUCUAGAUUUUGAGGGUAUUUUUUUUUUUGGAUUUUGUCAACACCAUUUUACAUAGUAAACAUAAAUAUUUAACUAUUGAUUUUAGAAUAUACAGAUGAUCUAAGCUAUAGAACAACUUGAAAACAAUAUUUUCUGGUGACUUCAGUGUACCUUCUCAUAGUGUAAAUGGGUGGGUGUUAAUAUCAGCAACUUGCUAUGUGGAAAUUUGUAAUUUGGACUAAAAUAAUGAUUCGUAAUUUGUGCCACUGCAGGUAACUGAAAAUAGUAUUUCUAAUUUGCGCCAUUGUAAGUAGUCGAAAAUAGUGUUUGUAAUUUAUACCAAAAUGAAUAUCUAUAUUAUAUUUGAUUACUUUAUCAAUAACUUUAUUAAUAUUGACAUUAAUAAUCAAGUAUCUAAAACUGGAAUAUUAUAUUAUUAGUUUAUCAUAACUAAAUAUCUUAAAUUCCGCUAUCAAAUUAAUAAGCAAUUUGAAUUUUGGUGCAAAUUAUACACGUAGUAUAUAUUUUGGGUCAGUUUUAAUGUAAAUUGUCACAGCCAUCUACACUUUGGUAAGGUGCCCUGGCUACCAUUGCAAGCAGAAAACUAAUUCCUUCCUGUCCUCAUUUUUCUGUACAGACUUAUCAGUAUAUUCUAAAAUCAAUAGUUUAAUUAUAUAUUAAUUUGUUUUUAGAUUCCAGUAUACACUAAAAUUAUGAGGUCAAAAAGUCUAGCUAAAACUCUGUUAAAAUCCCAAAAUAAGUUACCAGAUGAAGUAUAUAAUAAGUUAAAACUGGAAAUUGCAGAGAUAUAUAAUAUAAGGCCAGACAGAGUGUUUGACUCUUAUCUUGAAAUUUUACUCACCAUUAAAAACCUAAAGUAGUUAAAUUUAUUUUCAUGUUAAAAUUUAAUACUUAUACAAAUUAUAAUAUAUUUUUAAAGGUACACAGCAAAUGAUAAACAACAGAAUAAUGCUGCUGAAAAGGUAGUAAAACAUUUUUUGGAAUUAGAUGCUAUAAAUGAAUUAAAAGCAAUAUGGCGACAACAUUUCCUAGAUACAAUGAAACCUAAAUAUUUACCUCAGUUUUGGUCAGUUUCUUAUGAAGGAUAGAAGAAAUUAUUUAAUUCUGGUAUACAAAAUUGAAUACAAUAAUGACAAAUAAUAAUGUAAU
Cinara cedri is the source of this 3728-nucleotide messenger RNA. NCBI's taxonomy places the organism in Eukaryota, Metazoa, Arthropoda, Insecta, Hemiptera, Aphididae. The record is from the annotation of a GenBank genome assembly.